AUGCCUCUCGAUGUUAUUGAUAUUUACGAGCUUUUUGAGCGAAAACGUCAUGGGGAUGUUUCUAUAGCAGUGCUUGAAAAAUUGCAGUCUUGGGCACUAAUUGCCAAAAACAAUACACUAAAAUGUGAUAACGGGCAUUACCUUAAAUUAUGUUUGAGAGCAAAUUGUUUGGACGGAUAUGUAUGGAGAUGUCGAGAAUAUUCUACAAAUUCAAGUCGAAAAAAAGUAAAAUGUGAUGUUUAUCAAUCCAUAAGGAAAGAUACAUUUUUCUGCAAGUCCCACAUAUCAUUGUACACAAUUGUUAGUUUUACGUACUUAUGGACAAAAAGUGUAUCUCUAUCGUUCCUUUCCGAGGAGUUAGGGAUUGCUCAACAUACCGCCGUAGAUUGGGCGUAUUUUCAACGUGAAGUGGUUUUCGAUGGCAUGAUAAUGAAACACGGGGCAAAAUUAGGAGGAGUGGAUAAAACGGUUGAGAUCGAUGAGUCCAAAUUUGGAAAACGCAAAUACCAUAGAGGACAUGCAGUCGAGGGUCAGUGGAUUGGUGGUAUACAAAGAGAUAAUGGAACGUGUUUUCUAAUUCCUGUCGAAAAGCGGAAUAAGGAAACAUUGCUAGCUAUAAUUAAAGAGUGGGUGCUGCCUGGAAUGCAGAUAAUAAGCGAUUGUUGGAAAAGUUAUGACUGUUUGAAUGAUGAGGGCUUCAUAUAUUUUAAAGUUAAUCAUUCAGUGAACUUUAAAGACCCAAAUACAGGCGCCCACACUAACACCGUUGAUCCCUCAACGGGAUGUGGAGAGAGACAUGCAAAAGCUUCACUGUCUCAAUACUCAAGGAAAAAACAUUUCUAUGGCGGCUACAUGGCCAAAUUUAUGUUUUUAAAAAAAUGCCGUAUAUUAAAUCUAGACCCAAUUAUUGAAUUUUUCCGUUUAGCCGAAUAUAAUUCACCUGAUGAAUCAAACACAUCUUCAAAAUUACAAUAA
Messenger RNA from Rhopalosiphum padi (bird cherry-oat aphid), 975 nucleotides. RefSeq lists its product as uncharacterized. NCBI's taxonomy places the organism in Eukaryota, Metazoa, Arthropoda, Insecta, Hemiptera, Aphididae. The record is from RefSeq and is a predicted model, not a curated record.